Pangasianodon hypophthalmus (striped catfish) is the source of this 3610-nucleotide messenger RNA. RefSeq names its product beta-carotene oxygenase 1 (gene bco1). Gene Ontology annotation, molecular function: beta-carotene 15,15'-dioxygenase activity; carotenoid dioxygenase activity. NCBI's taxonomy places the organism in Eukaryota, Metazoa, Chordata, Actinopteri, Siluriformes, Pangasiidae. The transcript is spliced from 11 exons. The record is from RefSeq and is a predicted model, not a curated record. The coding region runs from base 1786 to 3399 and encodes 537 amino acids. Gene Ontology annotation, biological process: carotene catabolic process; retinal metabolic process.
AUAGUGUGUAUGUGAUCAGUGAUCAGGGGAGCUUGAGCAUGACAGUGACCGUGUGGGUUGGGAACUAUAGUCCAUGGUGGCCAUUUCUGUAGGCCGCAAAGCAGUGUGGGAACUGUGGUUCUUGGCAGUCAUGUUUAUAGCCUGCGAUGCCUCUUGGAAGUUGUAGUGUGAUGCUGAUUCUGGUGUUGGCAUGACAAUAUGGAAUAAGCAACCAAAUAUUGAUUGUUGACUGGACUGAAACAUAAAAAAUACUAGUGCAAAGUGUCAAACAAAAGAAAUAAUUUAGAAAGAAACUGGUGCAAAGGGUUUUUGAAUGCCCUUUAACCCAUAUUGGCACCUACACAGUUUGCCAAAGAGCUUUCUGAAUAAAAUAUAUUAUUUUCCAAUUUUAAAUGCUUUAUUCCAAGUAUUAUAUAGUGUAUUUAUAUACAGUUGAAUCCAAAGGUUUACAUACACCUAGGCUAAAGACAUUCAGACUCAAUUUUUCAAACCUCCACACAUUUCAGGUUACCAGAGAUUUCCUGUGUUAAGUCAAUUAGGGUAUCUACUUUAUUUCCAUAAGAGGUCAUUACAAAACAAGUAAUAGCUAAGAGAUAGAUUUAUUUCAGCUUUUAUUUAUUAUAUCAGAUAUUCAGUGUGUCAGUACUAACACUUUGUUAAUAUUGGGUAGCACUGCCUUUUAAUUGCUUUUAACAUAGAACCAAAGGCUUGGGUUAGUCUUUCACAAGCGUCUCACGUUCGUCCUGACAGAAGUGAUGUAACUCAGUCAGGUUUGUCGGUCUCCUUGCUUGAACAUGCUUUUUCAGUUCAGUUCACAAAUUUUAUAUGGGAUUCAAGUCAGGACUUUGUGAUGGCUACUUUGUCUUAAAGCCAUUUGGAAGACAUUUUGUAAACUUGGGAAGUAUGCUUAGGAUCAUUGUCCUGAUGGAAGUUUCUACCAUGUUUUAACUUUCUGGCUGAGGUCUUGAGGUGUGGCUUCAGUAUUUCUAGGCAAUUCUCCUUCCCCAUUAUGCCAUCUAUUUUCUGAACACAACACGAUGCUGCCAUCCCCGUGCUUCACAGUUAUGAUGGUGUUCUUAGGAUUAAAAGCCUUUUUUGUUUCAUCUGACCAGAGAACACUCCUCGAAAAAGGCUGGUGAUCACUUGCAAACUGAUCACUUGUAGCCUGGCUUUUUAUGUCUGUCUUAGUGGACUGGGAAAUCAGAAGCUUCUAAAAGUCAUUACAUCAAUUUCUGAAAUCUUCCAGACUGUUUAAAAAGACAGACAACUUGUACAUAAAAUUUGGACCCACUGGAAUUCUGAAAUUUGGAAGUCUUGGUUUAAAAUGACCUCUUAUAUGAACAAUGUAGAUGCUCUGAUUUGUCAAAAGACUUGUAUGGUAACAUGAAGUGUGUAGAGUUGGGAAAAACUGAGAUUAAAUAUCUUUAGCCUAGGUGCAUGUAAACUUUUGAUCUCAACUGUAUGUGCAUGGGAAAACCAUUAACAUUUAUUCCAUACUCAAUCAAAACAAAAGAUGACCUUGACCUGUCCAUCAUAAUAAAGAGCUAUGGAAUGUGAUAGAAACUUUGGACGGCUUGUACCUUCACACUGAUAGUCUCCAGCUACAACAUUCAAUCAAUUUGGGUAUGAGAUAAGGCAAGUCAGUCCUCUCUGGGUGUUAAAUGUGACUAAGACUCUGAACUAGGGCAGAGUGCAAUCUGAAGCAAAACAUUUGCAGAGAAUAUAUACAGCCUGUAAGCUGAGUCUAGUCUGACGACUAGAGGAAUCCAGUCAGACGAGGAAGAGAUGCAGUAUGAUUAUGGAAAAAACAAGAAGGAGCACCCUGAUCCUGUAAAAGCAGAAGUAAAAGGCUCUCUUCCCGAGUGGCUGCAGGGCACCCUUGUGCGAAAUGGCCCAGGUCUCUUCUCAUUUGGAGAGACUUCUUAUAAUCACUGGUUUGAUGGAAUGGCACUCUUGCACAGUUUCACAAUCAAACAUGGAGAGGUUACAUACAGAAGCAAAUAUCUCAGAAGUGACACUUACAACAGCAACAUGGAAGCCAAUAGAAUUGUCGUUUCAGAAAUGGGGACCAUGGCAUAUCCACAUCCAUCCAAAAACAUGCUCACCAAAAUGAUCACCUUUAUCAAUCACACCAUACCAGACUUCACGGACAACUGUGCUAGUAACAUAAUAAAAUAUGGAAAUGAUUAUUAUGCCACUUCUGAAACUAAUUAUAUUCGCAAAAUUGACCCAGUGACCUUGGAGACUCAAGACAAGGUGGACUACAAGAAAUACAUUGCUGUAAACCUUGCUAUAUCUCACCCACACUAUGAUAAAGAAGGAAACAGCUACAACAUGGGAACCUCAAUUGCAGACAAGGGCAAGACAAAAUUUGUGAUAUUUAAGGUCCCUGCAGUGGAACAUGGCAAAACUGAAGCUGGAUCUGGCUGGACUCCAGCCUUGAAGAAUGCUGAGAUCAUGGCCACGGUUCCUUGCCACUCCCUCCUCACCCCGAGUUAUUACCACAGCUUUGGCAUGACGGAGAACUAUUUCAUCUUUAUUGAGCAACCCUUAAAGCUGGACAUUGUCAAAAUGGCCACUGCUUACAUGAGGGGGGUGAGCUGGGCCAGCUGCAUGAAAUUCCAUCAUGAGGAUGUCCUAAUUCACCUCAUUGACCGACACACAAAGAAAGAAGUUGAUGUGAAAUACUAUACAGACACCAUGUUGGUAUACCAUCACGUCAAUGCUUUUGAAGAGGAUGGACACGUGAUAGUUGACGUCAUCGCUUAUGAUGACUACAGCCUAUAUGACAUGUUCUACCUGGACAAGCUGAAAGAACACCCUGCAAGCAAUUCUAAUGUUAUGCCCAAGUACAAACGGUUUGUGCUGCCACUUAGUGACAAGUGUGCUGAGAAAGGAGAAAACCUGGUCAAGUUGAAAUACACAACAGCGACUGCUGUGAAAGAAAAAGAAGGAAAACUACUCUGCCAGCCAGAGGUUAUUAGCGAAGGCACUGAAGUUCCCAGAAUCAAUUACAACUACAAUGGACAGAAGCACAGAUAUGCAUAUGUGACUGAGGCGAGGACUAUAUUAGCCACAAAGAUUAUCAAGUUGGAUGUUGAAACAAAGCUGAAGGUUGAAUGGAGCGCAGAGAACUGCUUGCCCACCGAGCCUGUGUUUGUUCCUAGACCUGGUGCGAGUGAAGAGGAUGAUGGUGUAGUGCUAACUUCAGUCAUAAACGGUAAUCCCGGAGAGUCUGACUUUCUUCUGGUGCUUGAUGGGAAGUCAUUCCAAGAAAUGGCACGGGCUAGCGUGAAUGUGGAGCUGCACAUAGACAUGCAUGGUUUCUUUAUACCACAACAUGAUACUGAACCUCCACCUGCUGAUGGCACAGCUACAGAAUCUUCAACCCGCUGUUGAAUAUGUACUUUGGACUAGAAUGUGAUGGUUUAACUUUAAAAAUGACUAAAAUCUUAUGUUGGCAUGUUAAAAACAUGACAUAUAUCUAUAAACUGUGAUGUGUGCAAGUUUUUUUGGCAUUAUCAAAGACUCAUGGCAUUAUUAAAGAUAAUAAGGUCACUUUGGAUACAAGUAUGUGCCAAUAAAUAAACGGGGCAUUCCUAAGCUGAAA